AUGGGAAGGUCUCCUUGUUGCGAGAAAGCCCACACAAACAAAGGAGCUUGGACUAAAGAAGAAGACCAACUUCUCAUCGACUACAUCCGUAUUCACGGCGAAGGUUGCUGGCGUUCUCUCCCUAAAUCCGCAGGGUUGUUACGAUGUGGGAAAAGUUGUAGAUUGAGAUGGAUUAACUAUCUUCGUCCUGAUCUCAAACGUGGCAAUUUUUCUGAUGAAGAAGACCAAGUUAUCAUCAAACUCCAUAGCUUACUCGGCAACAAAUGGUCACUGAUCGCGGGAAGAUUACCAGGAAGAACAGAUAAUGAAAUUAAAAAUUAUUGGAACACUCAUAUUAAAAGGAAGCUUCUUAGCCAUGGAAUCGACCCGCAAACUCAUCGUCCCAUCAAAGAUUCCAUCGCCGUGACUGAUCCCAAAACGGUGCCAACUACCGUUACCGUUCCACCCCAGAACGGCGCCGUUGAAUACUCUUUAAACGUCAGACUGAAGACGGAAAAUUCCUCGGAUAACGUAGCAUCCACAAGCGGCACGACGACUGAUGAGGAUCUCCGGCAGAAUGGGGAUAUUUAUUACGGUGAUAAUUCAGGAGACAGAGAACUGAAUCUGGACUUAACUCUUGGGUUCGGGUCAACUUCUUUAGUCAGGUCGGGUCCAAAAAGUGGUACCGGAUCAUCAGCAGACUCAAAGCCGUGGCGGGAUCCAGUGAUGGUGACGCGUUUGUCACUGUCUUGAAUCAAGAGUCUUGAUUAUUACUUCAGUUUCUUGGCAUUUUGUUUUAGUUUCGUUCAUAUAUAUACCUUGUGAAGUAAUUGUGCCACAGAUAGAAAAACAAACAAUUUAACUUUAAAAUAAAAAGAACAUGAUAACGUUUUUUUCUUUAAAAGCUUUCACUGGAAAAUUUUCACCAUUAUGGUAAGAAGUAAGAAGUUUAAUGAGUGUUACGGAU
Eruca vesicaria subsp. sativa (arugula) is the source of this 946-nucleotide messenger RNA. NCBI's taxonomy places the organism in Eukaryota, Viridiplantae, Streptophyta, Magnoliopsida, Brassicales, Brassicaceae. The record is from the annotation of a GenBank genome assembly.